GUCUGGUUGCUAUGGCAAGGAAGAACUACAUAUCACAAGGUGAUAACCAGUAGCUAACUAAUUGGCUUGCUAACAGUUAACUAACUAGCACACAUUUUGCUAGCUUGUCAACGGGACAUGGCUCCUUUGCAAGUAGUUAAAUUACUAAACAUAAUGGAUUAAGCAGGGAAUAAUGAAAGAAACACAAUGGACACAUUGCCAGAUCUACCAGAUCUUAAUCUAAAGCAGUAUUUCAAGGAAGUGGAUUACAGCAACUGGCAGCGGAGCAACAGAAGAAAGGAUGCGUCUGGGCAGAAGACAAAAACCGUCCCUUGGGCUCAUCCGCCCACUUUGCCCAAAGUUUCCAGCCCCUCUGUCAGUGGGAAAACGGCGAGGAGAGAAAACGGUAGCGCAGCGUCCUCCGCUGCAUCCAAACAGGUGCAGCUGGACUUGCCGGGACUAUCCCGCCCCGGCACUGUCCAUGUAGGAUCGACUGUGUCCUUGAAGACUAUGUACGCGAUGAAGAAGAACGCCGUUGCACUCGAGCCCCUCCCUCAGAAGAAAGACACUACCAAAAUACUGAAGAUGCUGAUAAAGUUGAGGAGGGAUGCCAUAGAACAGCUGGGGGAGCACUGCGUGUCCUUGCAGGAGAGGAACCAGCGGUUGACCCGAGAGAUCGAGGAUGCGAACCAGAACUCUUUCUCCAGCGUGAGGGAAUCCAUCAUGCUGCAUGGGAAACUCGGGGAUACAUUUGCCGCUUUAAAUGGGUUUAGCCGGAGGCGAAUCGGCCAGGCCCAAGCCGAGCUGAGGGACGUGCAGGACUCCACGGAGAAACAGCUGUGCGGUUUGCGGGAGCAGCUCGGAGGCGUGAGCGCGGACGUGCUGAAGGCCCGGGAGGAGCUGCACACGCUCAGAACCUACAGGGACAUGCAGUACCCGGUGAAGGCGCUGAAGAUCGCCAAGAUGAAGGCCGAGAUCCACAGCCUGAAAGAGAAGCUGCAGGAUGAGCACGAGGGCGUGGCGUCGAUCUGCAAAAACCAGAUGGAGACACUGGCGGAAAAAUCCAGAGAGAAGGAGGAGGACAUGUUGUCUGCGAUCGCUAAACAACAUUUGUCCUACGUGUCGCCCGUGGUCCAGCAGAUGGCUUCCCGGAAUUGCCUGAUGAGGAAGGAAAUCGAAACGUUCAAAAAGAGGAUCAGAGAGCUGGAGGAGGCCAACGAGGAGCUGGCCGCCGAGGUCGGGGCUCUCCGGCGCUCCCGCGGGAGCCUCAGGAAGGAGACGUCCCGCCGCGGUUUCCCCGAAGCAGAUAAAUGUACUCCAGAUAUGGAUGUGGUGCUCAACAUUCCCCAAGAAGAGUGGCUCCCUAUUUAGCUGUGCUGUUACAGAAGUCCAUGUUUAAAUCACUGUGUCCUGCACCUGCAAUCUACGGUUUCUGUACACAAACUCAGAGAAGCAGUUUAAACACGUUACUGUGGUUUAUACCGCAGUUAAUAAGUCCGUCGUCAUGCUACCAAUCACCUCUCGACAACCGUUCAGAAUAUUUGUGAAAAUAUGCAAUAAAUGC
Messenger RNA from Anguilla anguilla (European eel), 1543 nucleotides. RefSeq names its product chromosome 13 C20orf96 homolog (gene c13h20orf96). The coding region runs from base 187 to 1350 and encodes 387 amino acids. The record is from RefSeq and is a predicted model, not a curated record. Lineage: Eukaryota; Metazoa; Chordata; Actinopteri; Anguilliformes; Anguillidae. The transcript is spliced from 11 exons.